This is a messenger RNA of Cladophialophora psammophila CBS 110553, 1569 nucleotides long. RefSeq lists its product as uncharacterized. Gene Ontology annotation, molecular function: heme binding; iron ion binding; oxidoreductase activity, acting on paired donors, with incorporation or reduction of molecular oxygen. The transcript is spliced from 4 exons. NCBI's taxonomy places the organism in Eukaryota, Fungi, Ascomycota, Eurotiomycetes, Chaetothyriales, Herpotrichiellaceae. The coding region runs from base 1 to 1569 and encodes 522 amino acids. The record is from RefSeq and is a predicted model, not a curated record.
AUGGCAGUAUAUUCGUUCGUUGCUCUCGUAUUGAUCGUGCUUGGACUGGUUAUCUGGCGCUCACUUAUCAGCAAGCCACGUCGCCCUGCGGGAACUCGAGAGAUUCCAGGGCCAAAAGGUCUUCCAUGGAUUGGCCGUGUCCACGACAUUCCCAGCGAGAAGACUUGGAUGAAAUUUGCCGAAUGGUCAGCCAAGUAUGGUCCCAUUUACCAGCAAACCAUGAUGGGAAUCGUGCACAUUUGGGUUUCGAAGGAGCACAUGGUCCUUGACAUCCUCGCCAAACAAGGUUCCAUUUGUUCUGACAGACCAGCUGCAUUCCCCAAUGUCCCGGGAACAAAAGAUUGGAAGUAUCUACCUCUCCAAGGUUUCCAUGAUACCUGGCGUCGACAACGAAAAUUUACUCAUCUCAUCUUCGGCACGGCCCAUGAGAACAACUACUAUGACCAUCAGACCGUCGAAGUACCUCGCACGCUGGUGCGCUUGCUUCAGAACCCUGAAAGAUGGAGUACACACCUCGAUCAGCAUCAGGCACGCUUUUUGAGUCGAUGUGCCUUUGGAACUCCACACCACGCAUCUGCGCUGUGUACAAACGCCUGGAGAUUGCUCAUUAAUAUUUCACCAUCUGGGCGUUUUUCAAAUAUUCUACCAGGAUGCAUGAGAGUGCCCAAAUGUAUCGCCUGGUGGAGAGUCGACGAGGAAGACCGGCAAGAGAAGGAAACUAGACUUUACCAGAAUUGCCAAAAUGAGGUGCGGGAGCAGUGGGAGAAGGGCCAGGCACCUCCUUGCUUCACGCGCACAUACCUCGAACACGGCCACCGCUUUGGCUUUCCGACCGAUAUUGAAGCCGCGUUCAAUGUCGGGAUGGUCUCAAUGGCAGGAAUUCAUACCACAUCAUCUCCGCUCCAUACCUUCUUCCUAGCCAUGACACUGCAUCCAGAAUGGAUGACGAGACUACAAAAGGACAUCGAUGCCCUUUGUGGUGACAGAAUGCCGGUACUCUCGGACAUGUCGGAUCUGCCAAUUAUGCGGGCAAUUGUAAAGGAGGGUUUAAGAUGGAGGCCGGCGGUACCCACUGGUAUUCCACACGAGCUUCAGGACGAUUGCAUCUACGACGGAUAUUUCUUACCCAAGGGCUCCUGGGUGCAUCCGAUGGAAUGGUCCCUGUCUCGCGAUCCCGAGGUCUACCCGGACCCGGAGACAUUCAACCCUGACCGCUGGCUCUUGCCGGGCUACCCAACUUACAAGGAGCCUCUCACCCAGUUCCCGACCCUCCAUGGCUACCACCAAUUUGGGUUUGGUCGACGGAUCUGCCAAGGCGUCAACAUCGUGCAGACGCAGACCUUCUGCCUGUUGGCCGCUGUCGCGUGGGGAUUCGACAUCAAGCGGAAGAAGGACAAGCUGGGGCAGGAGCUGCCCAUUCCGGUGAAUGACUACCACCCACUCCUGAUCACCAAACCUAACCCAUUCCAAUUCGACCUGGUCCCACGAUCGGAAAUGAAAAGACAACAAAUCAUGGAGGCAUUCGUACAGGCUCAAGAGAAAGACCAGCUUUUGCAGAAAGGGGAGUAA